UGAGUGUCAUUGGCAGCUGUGAGUCUCUCUCUCUCUUUAGGGGGCUGACAGGAGCCAGUUUCUUCAGUGUGUUUGAAGGAGCAGAGGAGAAACUUGUGCUGAUGAAAAUAGUUUGUUGAGCAGGAGAUGAUGGAGAACUGUCGGAUGCUCAUAUUUCUGUGCUAUAUUUCAAAACUCACUUCUGACCGUGUGAAUGUGAGGUUAGUUGGUGGUCACAGUCGCUGUGCUGGUCGAGUGGAGGUUCUUCACAGAGGUCAGUGGGGAACAGUGUGUGAUGAUGGUUGGGAUAUGGCUGAUGCUGCAGUGGUGUGUAGAGAGCUGGACUGUGGAGAACCUGUAGAUGCUGUGGGUGCUGCUCAUUUUGGUCAGGGAUCAGGGCCAGUCUGGUUGGGUACUGUCUUAUGUUUUGGAUCAGAGUCAACACUGGUCAACUGUAGAUCACCAGGAUGGGGUACACAUAACUGUAGUCAUAGUAAAGACGCUGGAGUCAUUUGUACAGACCGUGUGAAUGUGAGGUUGGUUGGUGGUCACAGUCGCUGUGCUGGUCGAGUGGAGGUUCUUCACAGAGGUCAGUGGGGAACAGUGUGUGGUGUUGGUUGGGAUAUGGCUGAUGCUGCAGUGGUGUGUAGAGAGCUGGACUGUGGAGAAUCUGUAGAUGCUGUGGGUGAUGCUCGUUUUGGACCUGGAUUGGAAACAAUUUGGAUGAGUUAUGUCAUGUGUACUGGAUCAGAAUCUACACUAAAGAAAUGUGGGUCAUUUCUACAGGCUGGACAAGGCUGUGGUCCUUUUGGAGAUGCUGGAGUCAUCUGUUCAGGAGUCCGGCUGGUUGGAGGAUCUCGCUGCUCUGGGAGGUUAGAGAUCCUUCAUAAUCAGACGUGGAUGUCAGUGUGUGAUGCUGUCUUUGACCAGCAGGAUGCAGAGGUUGUGUGUAGAGAGCUGGACUGUGGGGCUCCUGUACAGGUGCUGGGAGCAGCUGCUUUUGUCAAAGGAGACACUCAGAUGUGGACACAAGAGAUUCAGUGCAGAGCAAAUGAAUCUCAGAUUCAUCUUUGUCCAACAUCACCAUCACAUGACAACCACUGUUCGCAUGGCAAUGUUGUUGGAUUGAUGUGUGCAGGUCAGAAUUAAAACCAUUUAUAAAAUGUAGUAUUUUUUAUUUUUCAGAUUUUGAGUGGUUUUGCCGUCUCACCUU
Messenger RNA from Carassius auratus (goldfish), 1192 nucleotides. RefSeq names its product deleted in malignant brain tumors 1 protein-like. Bases 127 to 1128 code for a protein of 333 amino acids. The record is from RefSeq and is a predicted model, not a curated record. The transcript is spliced from 4 exons. Lineage: Eukaryota; Metazoa; Chordata; Actinopteri; Cypriniformes; Cyprinidae. Gene Ontology annotation, cellular component: membrane.